Messenger RNA from Heterobasidion irregulare TC 32-1, 201 nucleotides. RefSeq lists its product as uncharacterized. Bases 1 to 201 code for a protein of 66 amino acids. Lineage: Eukaryota; Fungi; Basidiomycota; Agaricomycetes; Russulales; Bondarzewiaceae. The record is from RefSeq and is a predicted model, not a curated record. The transcript has a single exon.
AUGGUUGACUUUCAGACUGAUUCGCUCGAUGAUCUGUUCUGCCUGACUCGGAUCUCCUGCGAUGACCUCUCAAUCAUGUUUGAGCUUGAUAUAUCUUUUAACAUCUCAACCUUCCCAUUCUUUGACCAAUCUGAUGAUUGUUUUCUUGGAAAUUAUCUUGUUAUUAACUCGAAGAUUGAUUGUUCACGUAGAAUGCUGUAG